Messenger RNA from Pocillopora verrucosa, 2816 nucleotides. RefSeq lists its product as uncharacterized. The record is from RefSeq and is a predicted model, not a curated record. NCBI's taxonomy places the organism in Eukaryota, Metazoa, Cnidaria, Anthozoa, Scleractinia, Pocilloporidae. Gene Ontology annotation, cellular component: membrane.
AGAAACGUACGUGACGUCUAGACAACACCCACGGCUAUAUGUUAGCUUGAGUAUUCAGCUGGCGUGUCGAAGUUUUACAAUAUUCAACAGAACACAACAUCGUGCCUCUCGAUUUGCGGUGACAGGAGAAAAAAAUCAUUGCAAGGAUCAUAGCUGAAGUGAGAUGGAGGGUGAAAGUCCAGCCGAACUUCCAGUCAAGCACGAAACCCAGGUGAAGGGUCCCCCUGGUCAGCCUGUAACAUCUCAUCAACAGAUGGCUCCCGGCCAGCCAAUCAUGGCUCCCACCCCUGGACAGCCAAUCAUGUACCAGAUGCCACCCGGACAACAACCGGUUUUUGUGCAAAUGCCUGCUGGUCACCCAGCAACAACACCAGAUGGGCAGCCUAUUCAGUAUUACUAUGGUCAACAACCAGUUCAGCCAGGUCAAUUAAUGCAACCGGUUCAACCGGUUAAUGUCCCAAGCCAACCUGGUCAACCUGUAUAUUCUCAACCACAGGCUGGACAGGGUCUAGACCUUACGAUCGAUACCAAUUUCCUCAAGUCCCCUCUCUGCUACAUUAAGAUAGUGGAAUUUGUUGUUCUCCUAGGGGCCUGGGCAAGUAUCGUAAAGUACUCUGGUGAUCUUGGCGUUCCAGACGAAAAAGCCAACUUCUUCAAGGGUAUUACCAUUUUUUGCUGGCUGAUGGUGAUAUUUUACAUGAUCAUUCAUAUUUUCAGCUUUACCAAACUUUGUAGUUGUGGUCGAGAGUCUAGGCUUACAUUGGUGUCUCUCGUCUUUUAUUUCAUCAUGUUUUCGCUGCUGCUCGCCUGUACUGGAAACUUGGUCCCUAGGGCCGUUGACUUUGGAAAACUCCAGAAAAUUAUGCCAAGCACAUACAGACCAUUUGUGGUAUCCCUUAGUGUUGCCCUGGUCUUUGGAUUUUUGUCAUGUAUAGCGUUUGCAUUGGAUAUCGUAUUACAGUACAAAUUGUUUCAGACACAGCGAGCUCAGGAGACACCAACCGAACAAGCGCAGGAAUCUCCCCAAAGACAGGCCUGGGAUAUCAACAAGGAGUAUUUACAGUCACAAUACUUUUUCGUCAAACUAGCGGAAUUGUUCCUGCUCUUUGUGGCAUGGGUGUGCGUCCUGAAAUACUUUGACAUGAAUAUUUUCAAAUAUAAGAAUAAGACUCACGAAGAACCGGCAGCAGAAUUCUUUAGAGGAAUCACAAUCUUUUCCUGGGUGAUGACUGUUCUUGUGACGUUGACAUUUGUGAUGAGUUUCGACAAGCUUUGUGCUCGGCCUUCACGCUGGACAUUGACGGCUUUGAUCAUUGGAUUUGUCUUGUUUUCGUUGAUAAUUGCUUGCUGUGGGAAUCUGACUCCUGAGGUUGUCAGCUUUGGAAAGGAUUACAAAAAUGGGAGUACAGAUUACAAGUCCAAUGUACUAGCUCUGUUUAUAGGACUGGGGUUUGGAUUCUUAUCGUGUGGGGCAUUUGGCGUGGAUAUGGUGUUGCACUACAAGCUGUUUCAGACGCAACGAGCUCAAGAGACACCCACUGAACAAUCGCAGGGACCUCCCCAAAGACGAGCUUGGGAUAUCAAUAACGACUUCUUACAGUCUACGACGUUCAAAGUGAAAUUAGUGGAAAUUAUGUUCCUGUUUGCGGCAUGGGUGUGCAUUGUCAUAUACUUUGACAUGGAUAUUUACUGGAUUAUGACUGAGGAUUCAAAGGCCGAUUUUUUUAAGGGAGUCACCAUCUUUUCCUGGGUGAUGGCUGUUCUUUUGACUCUGACAUUUGUGUUGAGCUUUGAUAAGCUAUGUGGCCUCUCCUCCCGAUGGACAUUGACAACUUUAUGUGUUUACCUCCUUGUCGCCAUUUUGUUGAUCGCUUGCUGCGGAACCCUAACUAAGCCUGUCAUCGACCGGGCAAAGACUUUCAAAUAUGUGAGCACGAAUAACAGGGCUAAUAUAUUAGCUCUGAUUAUAGCAGCGCCGCUGGGGUACAUCUCGUGGAUAAUUGUGAUUGUAGAUAUCAUCCUUAUGUACAAGUUGUACCAGCAGCAAAGAGCGCAGGAGGCUGGCUCCUCGGCACAGUCGGGUGUCGUCCAACAUCCUGCCGUCGUGAUUGUCCCACAAGGCGCUAAACAAGUUCCUUAUCAACCAGCUGCUUAUCCAGGACAACAGCCCGUCCAAUAUCCGGGACAACAACCCGUCCAAUAUCAGGGACAACAGCCCGUCCAGUAUCCGGGACAACAGCCCGUUCAGUAUCCGGGACAACAGCCCGUCCAGUAUCCGGGACAUCAGCCCGUCCAGUAUCCGGGACAACACCCUGUGAUGGCAGGAGUUCCUGCCUACGGUUUGCAAGCACAGAAUGGAGAAAAUGAAAAAUGAAAUGUAACAACGUGCUUUGUAAAGCGAAGUCUUCUUUAAUAUGCGCAGAGCAAUUUUGCAAAAUUUAGAACUAAGGUAACUGAUUUUGGCGUAGUGACGAGACAAGGGUCGCUUCUAGUUAAGUCUUCGAUUGCCGUUUGGUUUGCUGAUAUAGUAUCACAACUCGAGAUGAUAUGCUUUGUAGAAAAAGCGCAAAUAAGUUAGGUCACCGUGGAGAAAAAUUAUUUGUGUUCGCCGGGGAAUCUCAUUUCCCUAUUGUGGUCAGUGAUAAAGAAAAGCAAAAAUGUCAAGGAAAAUAUUAUGUGAUUAUUUAACAAUGUCUGCGUGCUGUCUUAAGGAAUACUAAUAUUUGGCAGUAUAUUGAGCCACAACUAAGCUAGGUAGGAUUUAUAAACAUGUAUUAUGCUUUUAAACAGAGUAUUAAAUAUCGACGGUAAUUUUA